AUGUUUUCGAAUGAAGUAAGGACUACUAUCGACCCAUCUAUCAGCGACAAAGAACCUCUAACGCCAUCGUCUGUUCCAACAUCUCAGUGGCCACCACACUCAUCACAAGAAGAGCGUGAAGUUGAACCGGAGAAAGAUGAUUCGAAACGAAGAUUUUGGUCUCUUGAUGAAGACAUGGUCCUUGCGAAGUCAUGGGCAACUAUUAGCAUUGACGCAGUCAUUGCCAAUGACCAGAAGCAUCAAGCUUUUUGGAAACGUAUUGCUGAUUACUACAACAAGCAUCGACUCAUUGGAGCUAUGAAGAGAAGCUAUCAGAUGUUAAAAACACAUUACUAUAAGUUUGCACCGAUGGUAAAUGAAUUUUUUGCAACCUAUAAUAAUUUGUAUACUCAUCAUCAAAGCGGAUGGAGUGAUGAGAAUGUGUUGGAGAAUGCAUUGAAUAUGUGGAAAACCAAUAAUAAAAAUAGGGAUUUCAAGUAUAUGCAUGUAUGGAGGGUUCUCAAAGAAUAUGAGAAAUAUGUUCCUCAAUCAAUUGCUCAUUCCUCUAACAAGAAGGUAAGGACAUCGGAAUCAGGGGGGAACACUUCAACAUCAAACCCAAAUCCAGAUACAAGUGUUGAUAAUGAUGACUUUGAAGCUUGCAUUCGUCCGAUAGGGCAAAAGGCAACGAAGAGGAAAGACAAAUCCAAAGUCAGAGAGUUCGACACAAUGGAACAAAUCCUCAAUAAAGAAUGA
This is a messenger RNA of Zingiber officinale, 735 nucleotides long. RefSeq names its product glutathione S-transferase T3-like. The record is from RefSeq and is a predicted model, not a curated record. The transcript has a single exon. Lineage: Eukaryota; Viridiplantae; Streptophyta; Magnoliopsida; Zingiberales; Zingiberaceae. The coding region runs from base 1 to 735 and encodes 244 amino acids.